AGAGGCGAAGGCGCUGCUGCUGCUGCCCCUGCUGCUCCCUGUGUGGCAUCUUUGCAGGAGCCGGGCGAGGCGAGGCGGAAAAGUGCCGCGGCAGGAUGCUCGUCUGGGGACCGCUGCUGGGGCUCUGGGCCCUGCUGCUGGAAGCCGCCUGGGGAGAGCCGGUGCCAGCUACCACAUGUCCCAGAGGCCUUUCCUGGAGUCCGGACCUGGAAAAGUGUAUGGCUUGCGACGUGUGCCAAAUCCAGAACAAGAACGACUUCUGCUCCACGUGUGGAGACGUCCAGCCCUCUGAUACCUUCAACUGGUGGAUUGUCGUGGGAGCAUCCGUGGGGGCCUCCGUUUUGCUUAUUAUCAUCUUUGGAAUAAUAUUCUACGCUCGUUGCCGGCGGCGAGAAAAGUUUACGACUCCAAUUGAAGAGACAGGAGGCCAUUCGGCUCAGGAAUCGCUGAUAGAUUGAAAAUCUGUGAUCGGUGACUGAGAAAAAUGGUGACUUCAACCUGGGAUUACCUCUGACUUUUCCUAAUGACAACAGAAGGAUGUUUUCCCCCCCCCUCUGCCCUGGGAUUCUGGGGCAUUCCACUUUUUGCACACACAGUUUUUUCGAGGUGGGUGGGGUCUGUGGUCCUCUUUUCUGAUAUACAUUUCAGGGAGAAGUAGCGGCAGUCCCUUUUGUAAAGGAACAUUGGCUUCCUCGGGAUAUUUUGCAGUGUUAGGGGGAGCAGCAAAAGGGCCUUUUUGUAAACAACUCCCCCCCGGAUCUAAUGCCCCACAUUGGGGUGACUUUUGGGGCUGGGGCACAGCUGUGGGGAACCCUGCCGCUCCCGAAUCCUUCCCAUCUUGGGGGCCCUUUGGCAAAGACUCUUGCAGUAUCUACUGUUCGCUUCCCGCUGUGGAGCCGCCAAGGGUCAACGCGAAUGUGACUGGUAGAUUUAUCUGUAUAUAGAGAGUAUUUUGGGUGCUGAGUCUCUCUGGAAGAGGAGCACGGUUGAUAUGCUUUUCCUGAGCUCCCUCCCUCACGCUUUUCUCUGUUUGUGGCUGGGCCACUAUGUGAAUCGGCCAAGUGGCGGGCGCUUAAGCCAACACGAAUGUCCUCCCUUCCUCUUGCUCCCCACCACCACCACCUUUGGUGCUCCCACAGAGAGAUCGCUAUUUAUGUCGUCUGCUCUAAGAGAAAUUUUAAUGUUAUGGUUGUGAAUUGAAACAAGGCAGCAGACACACACAAAAAAAAUACUUGCAUGUCACUUCCUGAA
Molecule: messenger RNA, 1251 nt
Organism: Gekko japonicus
Lineage: Eukaryota; Metazoa; Chordata; Lepidosauria; Squamata; Gekkonidae
Gene: TNFRSF12A
Product: tumor necrosis factor receptor superfamily member 12A
Exons: 5
Coding region: 96-458 (120 amino acids)
Biological process (GO): positive regulation of apoptotic process
Cellular component (GO): plasma membrane
Molecular function (GO): protein binding
Source: RefSeq, a predicted model, not a curated record